AUGUAUAGAUUCACUCCAGACUUCAAGAACGCUUUAAUUAAAAAUCCUAAAGAACGUACAAAAAAUGAUAUUGACAUUAUAUUUUCUCAUUUAAAACAACUUGAAGGUUUUAAAUGGAUCAAUGAUACAGCAUUAAGAAAAAUUAGUAGGGCUGCAAGAUAUGAGGCAUAUCCUAUGAAUCAUAUCUUAUUUCGCAAAGGCCAACCAGCUACUUGUUGGUAUAUUCUUUUAACAGGAUCUGUUUAUAUUGAUGAACAAAUUCAAUUACCACUUGGUUGUUUUGGUAAAAGAAAUGAAGUUCACUUAAGAAGAAUUAGUGAUUGUAUAAUACUACAACCUUCUGAGUUAAUUGUUAUUGAUUAUCCGGAUGACCAACGAGUUCCAAUAUAUCAGUCGAUUCAGGAAAACACAAAUAAUAUUUAUAACUUACAAAAUAACUUUCAAACAAAUUUACAAAUUAAAGGAACACGAUUUGGUGAUCAAUUAGAUACACCAUAUUUUGAUAAUAAACAAGUACAAUCAUCAACAUUAAGACCAAAACAAAUACCUAUAUAUGAGAUGACCACUGAAAAGGGAAAUAUUUUUAAUGGCAUUGAUAAUACUGAUUGUAAUGUAAUUCCUACAUCAACUACAGGUAUAUCAAGAAUAACUGUACAAUCAUCACAAACAAAUAAGUUUACUAUAAAUAAUAAACAAAUCUCAAGAGUAUAUAAUAAUUUACCAGAAGUAUCAAAUUGUCCACCAAUACCAGUUAAAACAACUAAUUUGCAACAAAAAAAUGAUAUCCCAAUAUUAGAUUCUCCUACAAUACCAUAUCAUCAUAUUUUUAAAAAUCAACCGCAACCAUAUGUACGAUAUCGUACACAUAACAGUCAAUUACAAAGAAAGAGUCUUGAUGAGACAGCUAUGCAAGUAAAUAACGAAAAAAAUAUGAAAAAUAAUGUUAAUAGUUCAAUUAAACAACCAACAUAUAUUACAGUAGGUGGAUCAUCAAGUAGUUCAAGGAAUGAUGAAUUAUCAGGUCUUCCUGAAGCAUUUGUUGAUAGUGAUGAUGAAGAAGGUAGUUGUCCUUCUCAUGAUAGUUUUCAAGAGUUAAGAGAUAAUGUUCGUGAAUGCUUAGAAAAAGAACCAUCAAUGCGUACAUUAGAUGAUAUAUUAAUUUUACUUGAUUUUAUGUCACAAAUGCAAGCAUUUGCUAAUCUUCCAAUGAGUAUAAGAAAACAAAUUUGUUUAAAAAUGUUAUUUGCUGUUGUUCAAGAUUCAGGAACAGUAAUUCUUCAACAUGGAGAUAAAUUAGAUUCAUGGAGUGUUGUUGUAAAUGGAUAUGUUGAAUGGACAAAACCAAAUGGUGAAAAAAUUGAAUACAGAAUGGGUGAUGCAUUUGGUGCAACUGCUUCACCAACAGAACAAUAUCAUGAAGGUGAAAUGAGAACAAUGACAAAUAAUUGCGAAUUUCUUUUAGUUGAACAUAAAGAUUUUUAUCAUAUAAUGUCAACAAUCAAUCAACAUAUUGAAAAAGUAUCUGAUGUAACUGGGGAAGUUGUAAGUGAAACAGAAAGACGGGUAACAGGAAAUCAAGUUGGUCUUGUAAUAAUUAAAGCUAAACCAGAAAAAUUACUACAAUUAUUGGUUGAGGAAUCAGAUACAAUAUCAGAUGAACAUUAUACUGAAGAUUAUUUAUUAAUGUAUCGUGUAUUUCUUUCAGAUCCAACAGAAAUAUUUUUAAAACUUAAACAAUGGUUUGAUGAACCAACAUUUAAAGAGAAAAUACCAAGAAUAGUUUUAUUAUGGGUUAAUUCUCAUUUUAAUGAUUUUGAAAGUAAUUGUAAAAUGAUAAAAUUAUUAGAAGAAUUUGGUAAUAGUUUAGAAAAAGAAAAUUUACAUUCACAAUUAGCAUUAUUAAAUAUAGCAUGUUCAAUUAAAUCAAAAAUAAGAACAGUUAUAUUAACAAGAAGUAAUCGAGAUCAAGAAUUAUGUUUUUCUCUUAUUGGUGGUAAAGAAAUAAAUCAUAAACUUUUUAUUGCUGAUAUUUCUAAUAAUUGUGAUUCUCAAACAAAUGAAUUAAGAAGAGGUGAUGAAAUUUUAGAAGUUAAUGGUCAUAAUUUUUCAUCAAUAACUUUAUCUAAAGCAUUGGUUUUACUAAAGGAUAGUACACAUUUAUCAAUUCAAGUUAAAUGGAAUUUAAUGGGUUUCAAAGAGAUGUUAAUUGAUAUGGAAUCAAAAAAAAAUAAUUUUGAUUAUGAUAGUAUUUCAAGUAAUGAAAAUCCUUUUACUUCAAUUCGAUAUGAAAAGAAUGAUGGUUCUGGUAUAUAUUUACCUUCUAGACAACAUAAUUCAUCAAGUUCAUCUGUUAAUACAAAAAUGUCACAUAUAUCUUCAAAAAAUUCUAUGAUGAGUAAAUUAAUAAAUAUAAUAAAAGGAACAAGUAGUGGUUCUGAUUCAGGUUUUUCAAAUGAUUUACCAAAUAAUUCUAAUAUUAUGAAUACAUCAGCUAUCAAUUCAUCUCUUCCUCCAUUAUCUGGUACUAUUAGAGCUUCACGAUCAAAUCCUGAUAUUCAUAUUAAUAUUCAUCGACCUGCAUCAGGUUAUAAAUAUUCUCUUGCUUCAGAUCCAUUUGAUAAUACUAAAUCAAAUACAAUGAAUCAAAUUGAAGAAGUAAUAAAAGUAUAUAGAAGUGAUCAAACAUUUAGGUAUUUAAUAAUAUAUCCACAUACAACAGUUAGUGAUAUUGUUAAACUUGCUUUACAAGAAUUUGGUAUGAAUACAGAUACAGGAAAUCUUGAAUGGUCACUUUGUAUGACUUCUGUAACACCAGAAGGUGCCAUAAAACAACGUACAUUACCUCAAACUAUGAAAAAUAUGGGAAAUUAUUUAAAUUUAAAUAGUAGAUAUUAUUUAAAAAAUAAUGAUCGAUCAGAACCAUUAUUACCAGAUGAUGUUGCACCAGAAGUUUUAAAAGAAUCUCAAACAUAUCUUAUUGAUUUAAAUGCUCAUACAAUAGCAGUUCAUCUUACACUUCAAGAUUUUGGUAUUUUUUCAAAAAUUGAAACAACAGAAUAUGUUGAUUGUUUAUUUGAAAUUAAAAGUUCUUAUGGAUGGCCAAUGUUAAAAAAAUUUGAAGAUAUUUUUAAUGUUGAAAUGUGGUGGGUUGCUACAGAAAUAUGUUCUGAAAAAAUUGUUUAUAAAAGAGCAAAAUUAAUAAAAAAAUUUAUCAAAGUUGCAAGACAUUGUCGUGAAUUAAGAAAUUUUAAUUCAAUGUUUGCCAUAAUAAGUGGUUUAGAGAAACCAGCUGUUCGUAGAUUACAAAAUUCAUGGGAAAGAGUACCAAAUAAAUAUGUUAAAAUGUUAAAUGAUAUGCAAACAUUAUUAGAUCCUAGUCGAAAUAUGUCAAAAUAUCGUCAACAUUUGUUAAAUUUAUCUCAAGAUCCUCCCGUUAUUCCUAUAUAUCCUGUAUUUAAAAAAGAUUUAAUUUAUUCUAAUGAAGCUAAUGAAACAUAUUCUGAUAAAUUAGUUAAUUUUGAAAAAUUACGAAUAAUUGCUAAAAUAAUAAGGAGUGUAACAAAAUUAUCUUUAGUACCAUAUACUCAAGAAGUAAUACUUAAUCGUGAUUCUUCAAAUAUGGAUUCCAAAAGUAAUACAUCAACAAUUAAAAAAUUAAGUGGAUCUAAAAAUGGUUCUCAAUCACGUAAAAAAAUGUAUGAACAAGAUCAAAUGGUUAAAAAAGUAAAGGCAUAUUUAGAAGUUAUGAAAAUAUGUGAUAAUGAAAAUGAAUUAGAUAAAAUGUCAUCAGAAUGUGAACCACCACAAAAUUCAUCUUCAGGUAAUGCUUCCUCUGGAACUUCAAGAAAAAGAGCACCAUCACCAUCAUCUAGUAGUAUUUCAUCUCAUUCCAAUCAAUCAGAACAAUUUACACGUUUUCAUACACCAAAAUUUGGAGUUGAAUCACCACAAGCAGUACAAAAAAUGUUAUCAUUAGUUCAAAAUUCAAAAGUCAAACCUGCCAUUAAUGUUAAAGGAUUUAGCCCAAUACAAUCACCAAUGUUAAAUAAUAAUCGGGGUACACCAAAACGGUCAAAUACAGGAAUUGGAAGGAUACCAUCAUUUAGUUCUAGAAGUAGUUCAAAUUCAACAGAUCUUCAUCCUGUUGAUUUAACAGCAGAAAGUUCUUCUGUAACAACUUUUUGUUCAACUACAAAUACUUCACAAAAUUCAAAUUCUACUGAUAUUGGACCUGGUGCAUUUGUUCGCCCAAUUAGACGUAAAUAA
Messenger RNA from Strongyloides ratti, 4266 nucleotides. Its product is annotated as Dizzy. Gene Ontology annotation, molecular function: guanyl-nucleotide exchange factor activity; protein binding. Bases 1 to 4266 code for a protein of 1421 amino acids. NCBI's taxonomy places the organism in Eukaryota, Metazoa, Nematoda, Chromadorea, Rhabditida, Strongyloididae. The record is from RefSeq and is a predicted model, not a curated record. The transcript is spliced from 6 exons. Gene Ontology annotation, biological process: Ras protein signal transduction; positive regulation of GTPase activity. Gene Ontology annotation, cellular component: apical plasma membrane; plasma membrane.